GCUAGUGUGCGUAAAAUUUCUAACUUCAUGAGCAUAUGUACAUAUAUGUUCUUGUCCACGGACUCAAAUGUGUUAAUAGUGUGUGCAUUUGCCCGCCAUUGGACUAAAAAUCCGUUUACUGAUUCUAUUUAUUUGGUGAAAGAACAUUUUUGAGGGCUGUGGUUUGCUACUAUUUUUUUUAAAUUGGAAGUUGCGGUUGACGUAAAGUUGCAGAGAAAAAGAUGUAUUCCCUCGUGCGGAUUGCAGAAAGUAUGCAGAUUCUGGAGUCCAAGAAGUUACAGUGGAAAGGACGCUACACAGCUCUCUACAGAGAGAAAGGCACUCAGGCGUUGGCUUUCGUAAUAGCCAAAAGCGAUUAUCGAAAUGUUUUGAUUAAACGGGAAAAAAUUGAACUAAAUUUAAAAUCGUGUGACGUCAAUGUACAAAAUUCGUCGCAAAAUUCCAUUAUGGAGGAUAACUCUGCUAUUGAUUGUAAAUCGUCACAGUUUGCAUCGCCAACGUCCAUUUUAAAUGACACCCUUGUCAUUGGAAACAGUAUUUUACAAAAUUCAUCGCCAACUUCUAUAGUGGGGGACACCCCACCUAUUAAAAAUAAAUCGUCUCAAAUUUUAUCGCCUAAUUCCGUUUUGGAAACCACCUGCGCCACCGAGCAAAAAACGUCACAAAAUACUUCUGCAGAGGUCACAUUUGUUUUUGAACCGAAAUCGUCGCAAAUUUCAUCGCCAAAUUCUAUUUUGAACGACACCCCUGCAUUUGAGCAUGAAUCGUCGCUAAUUUCAUCAGGAAAUUCCAUGUCGGAGAACACCCCUGCCAUGUACUCUAAAUACCACAAAAAAUCUAAUAACAACAAAAAAAUAAAAAAAGAAAUGCAAGAAUCUACCGAAGUUGCAAUAAAAAACUUAUCCAAUAAGGUUCCGGAAUUACUUCCAUAUUUUUCUCCUGACUCAAACGAAAAUAUCCCAAAUUCAAGGAACGAAAACUCUACUUUUGUUAUUCCAAACCAGCAAAAUAGUAUAAAUGAAACAACUUUAGCAUCUAUCAUCAUGUUUGGGGCAAAAGAUUCCAUUGAGGAUCCGACUGUUUUAGAAUCGACGUCGUCUGAAUACGUAGCAGAAAUUUCAAUUCAAACAACAUCAAACUCAAUUCAGACCUCUUUAAAAGAUAAGUCGCCUGUUAUUAAGGACAAUUUAAAUAUUAAUACCAUAACUGUUCCACAUUCAAAUCAAAGAAAAAAGCAUUUCUGUUUGUUUUGUAAGACUCUCCAAACGAAAUAUGCACGACACCUUUUUUUAAAGCAUAAAAAUGAAAAACAAGUUAAAAUUGCAUUAAAAUUGCCAAAAAAAAGCCUGCAACGCCUACAAAUAAUUGACGAAUUAAGAAAGAGGGGGGAUUUUUUGCACAACACCAAAUCUACUUUGAAUACAGGAAUUUUAAUAACUCGUCGCAAUCAACAAAUAAAAUUAAAUAAAAAGGCAGAUAAUUUUGCAUGUUGUAAACACUGUAAAGGAUUUUAUGACAAAAGUUCCAUAAGAGGUCAUCGUUUAAAAUGUGGAGACAAUACGGAAACAAAAAAUAGAACCUCAUUAGUUGAAAGUAGGAAGUUGACACAAUAUGUGCACCCACUAGCAAACGAUAAAAUGAAAACUAAAGUUUUGCCUAUUCUACGGAAUGAUAAAAUUUAUAGAACUCUGGUCUAUGAUGAAUUAAUUAUAAAAUUUGGAAACCAAUUAACAGAAAAAUACACUGAUGAAUACACAGAUUCACACAAUUAUGAUAUGGUUAGGGCACAAUUACGGCUACUUGCACGCUUUACGCGAAAAAUGAAGAAAAUUAACAAAAGUAUCACGGAGCUUAAAGACGUCUUUAAACCACAACAAUACGAUAAUUGUGUUAAAGCCGUACGCAAAGUAGCAAGCUGGAACAAGGAUUUACAAUGGUACCAACAUCCACAGGUAGCAAUUUCACUUUCAUCACUCCUUAAGAAAUGUGCAAAGAAACAAAGAUCAGAAUGGAUUAAAGUUCAAUCAGAAGUAGAUAAAAAAAAUGUAGAUGACUUCCUUUUUUUGUGGGAAGAAGAAGCUCCAACAACAAUCCACAAAAGAGCAUUAGAAGACCAAGCCAAUAUUAAACGGGAUAAAAAGGUGAUAUUGCCGAAAAAAACAGAUAUAAAAAAGUUGUACACGUUUUUAAGAAACAUAAUAAAAGUCCAAUUGGAUACAUUAAAGGAGAAAUUUUCAUUGGAAUCGUGGAUAGAGUUGGUAAAGGCCUCUCUCACCCUUAUACAAACAUUUAAUAGACGACGGGCCGGUGAAACCGAAAGACUAAAAAUUUCUAAUUAUAGAAACAGACAGUCAGUAACGCACAACAUGGAACAUGAUUUGUUAAAAACUAUUUCUAAGGAAGCCUUAAGACAUACUAAAAAAUAUGUCAGGAUAGAAUUAAGAGGCAAACUAUCGCGCACGGUUCCAAUUUUGUUGGACCCAUUAUGCGUAGAGGCUCUAGACACUAUAUUAAAACUUCGGUCAAAGGCUGGUGUAAAUGAGAGUGAAAACAAAUAUGUGUUUAGUAAUCCUUCUGCUUCUAAAACAUCUAAAAAAUAUUUUAGAGCUUGUGCGCUUUUAAAAAAUUAUGCUGAGCAGUGUGGAGCCGAUGUUCCGGAGAGCUUAAGAGGCACAAAACUUCGGAAACAUAUUGCUACAUACAUGUCUGUUAUAAACGCAGAGGAUGCAUCUGUGGAUAAACUUGCAAAUUUCAUGGGCCAUCAUAAAGAUGUCCACAAAACCCAUUAUCGUCAGCAAGUGCCAGCUGCAGAAAUAUACUGUGUUUCCAAAAUUCUUAUGGCUGCUAUGGGCGAUACAAUUGAUAAUGGCGUAGGACUUAUCGAUGGUGUUAAUAGAUAUUUUAGCAACGAUAUUGGCGAUGAUGUUGGGAACGUUGAAUGCAAAGAACCCGAAGAACGUUCGGAAUCUGCCGAAGAACAUCCCAUCGAUAACGUUGAAAGAGGUGGGAGCGAGAGAGAAGUCGAAGAACGUUGGGAAUCUGGGGAAGAACAUCACAUCCAGUCAGACGAAGAAAAAAUCGUCUCUUCAGAUGCAGAAUCUAGUGGAGAGGAUUAUGAGCCAAAGAAAAAAAGGAGAAGUACUUCACCUUAUGGCAAGACCAAAAGGCGUAGGUGGACUGUAAGCGAAAAAGAUGCUGUAUUUUCCCAAUUUGGCGACAUUUUGCUGCUGGAAAAAUUACCAAGCACAAGCGAAUGUUUUUACGCAGUAAGAAAGUAUCCAUCACUUCAAGAGAGAACACCACAGCAGCUCAAAGCUUACAUUUCAAACUGCAGAAAAGUAGACAAAGAGGGUAAAUGUACUGAAAAAAUAAGAAAAUCAAAAUUAAUGGAAAUAUCGGCUCGUAGACCAUAGCCAUGAAACCCAUUAAUAUAUAUACUAUAUUGUAAUUUUUUUAUACUAUUUUGUAAUUUGAGUUAAACGGUUUUUUCAGUUAAAAAUAUAUUUAAAAACUUAAUCAAUUCGAAAUUUUUCCCAAUAUACAGUGAUGGAAAAAUAAUAGGGACAAAGUUACUAAGAACAAUAUUAAAAAAAAAGGGAAGAAAACAUGGUUAUUUCUGUUAAAGGCUGUAUCUGGUUAUUCGUAGACCUGUUUAGUUUUUAAUGAUAAACUUAAAUUAGAAAUUAAAUUAUUUAACUCAUGG
Molecule: messenger RNA, 3703 nt
Organism: Stomoxys calcitrans (stable fly)
Lineage: Eukaryota; Metazoa; Arthropoda; Insecta; Diptera; Muscidae
Exons: 5
Coding region: 222-3413 (1063 amino acids)
Biological process (GO): DNA integration; DNA recombination
Molecular function (GO): DNA binding
Source: RefSeq, a predicted model, not a curated record